CGUCAAGUAUUUCCACCAGAGGGCAGUAAAUAAAACACCAAACAAACGAAGAAGAAUGAAACACGAAGGCUUCCGUUGAGCAUCAAAGAAGAAGAAAUAAAAGAAGCGACCAGACCAGAGGGAGACUCCAGUGCGAGAACAAGAAAACUGCACCAAACUUCGGAUGUCACCAUAAACGGAUAUUUGUUUUCAAGCAAACGUCGUUUUGGAAAGGCAAACAUGAACCGUUUCAACAGGCCUUAUCGGCACAAGACGUAUCCAUUCACCAGGACAACACACCAUGGAGCAUCCAAGCCUGACCUGGAGAGGGAUUCAGGCUUCUCAGAUGCGAGCUCAGAGUACCUCAGUGCAGUUGAUCUGACUGACUCUGAGGAUGUGGGCAGGAGCGGGUCAGUUAUCAGCCAGGACCAGACUGGACCUCAGGUGGCUUUGAUGGGAGGCUCAUACGCUGGACUAUCUCCGAUGAUCAUCAUGAAUAACUUUGUCUUAAAGCAGCCAUCUGCAAUGACCGCCACAGAGAAACAGUGGGGCUUUCCGUCUCCCAUGGAAGUAAUGCCUCAGUCACAGGUUGUUCUUCUGCAGCCAGUGGUAUCAAAUAGCAGCAGCAGCAGCAGCAGCAGCAGCUCUCAAAAGUCUGCUCCUGAAAAUAAAAAACAAUCUAAAAGCUACAUGCCCAUCCUUAAGUCAUAUCCCAGAAUUGCCCCACAACCUGCAGACACACCAACUAAGAGGGUGGGAUCCUCCAGGGUGAGGGUGAGUUCAACAUCAGGAUAUGAGCGGCGACAGAGGAGGCAUCACCACAGCCACAGGCUGUACAGCUCUCCCAGCCCGCAGCCAGCACUGCAGAGCACAAUCAAACCCAUCUCCAGCUUUGAAGCAGCAGACAACCAACCACAGGCAGCUCAGAGUCACAAGCAACUCACUGACACGUCCUUCUCAGUGCUGGCAGGGACCAGCUGUCUGCUCCCAUACACAGAUGAUUUCAGGACUGAGACUGAUUCCAACGAGAUGCAGGAUGAUGAUGAUCAGGACCCCUUCUCUGUGGACAACAACAAACUCAAACGUUUCAGCAAUACCUACAACAUCCUCAACAAAUCUGGCCUGCUCGGCAUCACCAUGCGCACAAAGCAGCUGAUCAAGGAAAAUAAGCGCACCCAAGGUCAGCUCCAGCAGCUUCAGGAGCAAACGGCUCUGCUGCUGGAGGCUCUGAGCAGCGGAGACCCGCAGCUCUGGACUAAACUGCAGCUCUCUCUGCAGCACACAGACAAGGAGCAGUGGGCAGCUAAAGCUCCGAGAGUCCUGGCAUAAUAUUAAGAUAGGCAUGAACAGCAGUUCUCUAUUAAAGGGGUCACAGGAUGGAUUGCUGAAGGCAAAAACAUAUCUCAAAUAAUAACAACAUAAGCUUUCCUCGCUUGAAGUAAAACUUACAGCACACAGCUUUAUAACUAAACAAGCUGUAACUAAUCUUAACUCUACACUUUCACACUUCUGUCAGGAGAAAUCCUCUGAAAUGUAAGAGUUAUGGAGCGAACAUGUAGAACUGCUGGUUUGAAUUAAGACUGAAGCACACCUAUUAUUACCGAGUGGCGGUUUGGAAGCAUGCUAACACUUAAAACCCUUGCCUAUAAUACAUUUUAUUGUCUCUCUUGCUUCAAAGUGGCAAGUUUAACUUGCUAUAGGGCUAUGGCUUCUAUAUAUUGGACCCCUGAUUGCAUAAAAUGCAUGCCUUACAGCACAUGUGAGGAAACAUGGGGUUAAUACCUUAUACAUGCCUUGAAUAUAAUUGCUGAUAGAGAUGACAAGAAGAAUACAAACUCUUUCAAUCAAACCGAAAACCUGAAUGGUUAUGUCUGCCCUUUGAAGCAUCAUUAAUCAACUGGGCGCUGUCUUGAUAACUUUUUAUUGUUUACUUUGAUUUUGAAAUCUGUCAGCCAAUGAACCUGCGUUAGCUGAUGUUUCAUGUAAGUGAAAGUAUGUUUACUGGCAGCUUGUGUUCUAUAUUUCAAAAAUAACAUCUGGGUAGCUCACAAUAGGAGGGCUAAACAGUGAAAUGUUGAUAUGAUUUAGUCACUUGGUCUAAGUGUUAUUUAUUUGUUUUAUGUUUCUGACCCAGACUAAAGCCAUGUGAUUAAUGUAAACAGACUGAGCACAUAAUGAAGUCUUUGCAAAGCAAGCUCCUUUUGUCAAAUAAUGCCGCUAAGAACCGAGUGGAGUUUGUACAAGUUUCAACUGUAGCAGGUGAAGUGCUGUAGCCAUGAACUAACAGAUCUCCUUUACUCUUACUUUGUAGCUGCCAUGUUCAUUCCUGCUUGAGCUCAGUAUUACGUGUUAUUGAUUAAAAUGUCUAGAUUUUGAAAUGACAGCUAAAUGGUUUAUUUUUGCGUUAGACUCUUGCACUUAAGUUAUAUAAUGACUGACAUUAUUUUAGACGAAUGUUACGACUUGUGUUCAUGUGUGAGCGUUCUGUUUUGGAAAAAAAAUGUUAAUUGAAAUGCUUUUCUGGAUGCCUGUGCCUUUUUGAACAUGUCAGUGUUUGUACUUCAUAUUAAUACUGAGCAGCUUAGAUUGUGAGCUUCAUGUGGAGGGAAGUUGAAUGUCCUGAAAUUUAUCCAAAGAAGUAAUAUUCUUGUCCGAUUUGAAAAGAAUCACGUCCUGGCUUGGAGCUGCUGUGUAGAGAAUAACAUGAGUACAAGUUAAGCCAUCAAUGAGUUAGUUUUAAAUGUUGAGUCUAGGUUUACUGUUCUAGUAUUUAUUAUUGCGACAGUACACAACUGUUGCAUCGUUUCCUUAAUCUUUAGUUACUGCUAACUAAAAGGUAGUCCAAUCGGUCUUGAUUUCAAAGGGCAAUGACACUUUAUGAAGAGAUUUUUUCAGAGAUUGCUUUUUUCUGUUUUUGUGAAAUGUGCUUUCUUUGUAUUGUUUCUUUAGCAACAGCCACUUUGACAUGAUGAACAGUCAUAAAAACUUUAAACGUCAU
Notolabrus celidotus (New Zealand spotty) is the source of this 2977-nucleotide messenger RNA. RefSeq names its product CLOCK-interacting pacemaker a (gene cipca). Gene Ontology annotation, biological process: negative regulation of DNA-templated transcription; negative regulation of circadian rhythm. The transcript is spliced from 4 exons. The record is from RefSeq and is a predicted model, not a curated record. Gene Ontology annotation, cellular component: nucleus. NCBI's taxonomy places the organism in Eukaryota, Metazoa, Chordata, Actinopteri, Labriformes, Labridae. The coding region runs from base 220 to 1308 and encodes 362 amino acids.